Rhinolophus ferrumequinum (greater horseshoe bat) is the source of this 3058-nucleotide messenger RNA. It is a transcript of the gene RNF39, whose product is annotated as ring finger protein 39. NCBI's taxonomy places the organism in Eukaryota, Metazoa, Chordata, Mammalia, Chiroptera, Rhinolophidae. The record is from RefSeq and is a predicted model, not a curated record. The transcript has 4 exons. Gene Ontology annotation, molecular function: protein binding. Bases 459 to 1517 code for a protein of 352 amino acids.
ACGCGAGCUUGGGCACCUUGCCCACCCGAACACCACAGGCCGAGGGUGGAGGUGAGAUUUGGGUACUUCGGGGGACUACCUUGCCCCCAGAGGGCCCCUAGUGACCACCUUCCUGGCUCGAAGACCUAGGUGUCCUGCCCUCCCGCCCUCCUCCCCCAAACCUCACUUCCAGACGCGGGAGAACCAGAUGAAGUGUUACGCAAGGCCUGAUGUUUACCUCCCGCAGGGGCCUCCGCCCCUCCCUAUAAAGCCUGACGUGGUGGGGAGAUUGGCAGAGACUGACACUGGUUGAAGAGAGAGGCCAUCCCAAGAAAGGGGCAGAAAAGCGUCAGAAGAUUAAUGCGGGAGACGGAGAGAGGGGCAUCAACUCAGCAAGCAGCAGGAGCGGUCCGCCAUCUGCGCGCUCGAAGGCGGUCGCGGUGGUCGCGGAAAGGACGGCGCCCAGACACUGGCUUCCCAUGGAGGCGCCCGAGCUGGGCCCGGGGUUGGUGGAGCGUCUGGAGCAGCUGGCGACGUGCCCGCUGUGCGGGGGCCCCUUCGAGGACCCAGUGCUCCUGGCGUGCGAGCACAGCUUCUGCCGUGCGUGCCUGGCCCGCCGCUGGGGGACCCCGCCCGCGGCCGGCACCGAGGCGUCCCCCACUGCCUGCCCCUGCUGCGGCCUGCCGUGUCCCCGCCGCAGCCUGAGGUCUAAUGUGCGGCUGGCGGUGGAGGUGCGGAUCAGCCGCGGGCUGCGGGAGAAGCUGGCCGAGCCCGGGGCCCGCGCGGGGAGACGCCGAGGGGGCCGCAUCCCCACCAUGGGCAGCCUCGACCCGCACGGAGAGGAUAUGAGGAAGAUGUGGAGAAGAGUUGAUGCCCCAACACCCAAGUCAUCUAACUCGGAGGACGAGCUCCCUGAAGACUACCCAGUGGUGAAAAACAUGCUUCACAGACUGACCGCCGACCUGACCUUGGAUCCUGGCACCGCACACCGCCGCCUGCUCAUCUCUGCGGACUGCCGCACUGUCAGACUGGCCCCACCAGGAACACCUGCGCCCCCUGACAGCCCAGCGCGCUUCGAUCAGCUCCCAGCGGUGCUGGGCGCGCAGGGCUUCCAGGCUGGCCGCCACUGUUGGGAGGUGGAGACCGUGGACUCUGCCUCCUGCGGAGGCUCUUCCGGGGAGGAUGAGGACGAUGGGGAGAGUCGCUAUGCCUUGGGCGCGGCAGGAGAGUCGGUGCGACGCAAGGGCCGUGUUGGGCUGUGCCCCGCGGGCGCCGUGUGGGCCGUGGAAGGCCGGGGUGGCCGCCUGUGGGCACUCACGGCACCAGAGCCCACCCCGCUGGGCGGCGCUGGGCCCCCACCCCGGCGGAUUCGGGUGGACUUGGACUGGGAGCGGGGCCGCGUGGCCUUCUAUGACGGCCGCUCGCUCGACCUGCUCUUUGCCUUCCAGGCACCUGGCCCCCUAGGGGAACGCGUCUUCCCGCUGCUCUGCACCCGAGACCCCCGCACCCCACUGCGCAUCGUGCCAGCAGAAGGCUGAGAAACUCGCCCACAACCUCGUUCUAGUUUGGCCCACAGCGAGGCUGCUUCCUCUUGUGCUCGGAAAUCCCUCCUCAUUCCAGGCAUCGAGUCCACACUCCCGCAACCGCCCGAGUGUUGAUAAACACUCCCACCCACCCACAAUGUCUCUCUUCUCCCAAAUACUAAGACCUCAACUGGCCUCCAGUUUUCACAUCCACUCCCAAAGCCGGACCCAUUCUCGCCCUUCCCCGCCCCUCCCGCCCACUUCUUGUGAUACCUCGAGGAACGCUUCCCCCAGCAGCUACCCAGCACUCCCCAAGUGCUCACUCCCCUGGUACCUUACACUGUUCGGGCCUGAGUUAGGGAACACACCUGCUUCAUCAGAACUGGUAAAGGGCCCAUGUUUACUACGGAGAGUCCCUCCUAGUCAAAUCUUUACCUCCCACUUGUGCCUCUCCUAGUCUCAAAGGGCCCAACGCCUUCCCUAGUUUUAAGGAUUGGGUUUUCCUGCCCUGUCCACUCGCAGGUUCUCAAGGGAAGUAAGACCUUCCUAAAAAUCAAGUGGCUUGACUCUGUCUGGGACUUAGGGCUCUCUAGGAAGGUUAAUAAUGUGGGGUUUUUUUGGGGGGGUGGGGGGUCAUACCCCACCAUGACUUCUUUCCAUGUCCAUAGAUUUUUCCCAUUAAGAACCAUCUUUAAAUUCCCCCUGCACAUACUCACAGUAAGGAACCAAUGGUGCUACCUCUCCUUUCCUCAACCAGGGAGUGGCCCAGACACCCCAAUCCAUCCUUGUAUAUAGCCCUCACAUUGUUCCCCAUGUGUAUAAAUGGGCCCGUAUUUAACACGUUUUGUGAUGUUGGGUUAUUUAUUUUGUGCAUCUGUGGCAAUAAAUGAGAUCUCUAUGGUGGUAUGGAUUUGACCAAUCUCUACACUUGUGCACGGCAAAAGUCCUGGGGAAUGAUAUUUAGAUCCCAGUAAGAAGGGGAGGGCCAAGAGAGUCAGACAUCUGGACUGGCAAAAACACGAAAGCCUAAGAAGAAAGAGGUAAGAGAUGGGAAGAUAGCCCCAUCUCUUUGCUCCCUUUUCCUUCCUCUUUCAGGAACCCAGGCCCCUGGGACUAGGUCGGAUCUGUCUCCAAAGCUGGAAGACUACUCUUGAAGCCAGCUUUGUCAGAAAUCCUAGAUCACAUAAGAAAGGUUAAGAGAGAGGACAUGACUAUUUAUUUUUUCAUUUUCCAUUAAAGGUGAGAAUGACAAAGAACUCUCUCUCUCCUAACUCCUCUUGAGGGUCAGGGGUGUGGGAAGGAGGGGAGGGGAAGGGCUGGGAGCCCUCCCAUAGUACCUCACAUACCACAGGCAAGGACUAAGAGUUAGGACUAUAUAAAUACAUAAGUGGAUGAGCUCUAAGCCAGCCGUAACAAGCAUAGCUGGGGCAACAUUGCCUGGAAUCUGACUGGGACCCUGGCAGUGAAAGCUGGGGCUGUUGGAAACCCAAGUUAAGUGUUUGGGACUCAAGUAGAGAGCGCAGGGGGCCAAGACAACUGGAUCCCAGGACUGGCAG